Molecule: messenger RNA, 1350 nt
Organism: Pipistrellus nathusii (Nathusius's pipistrelle)
Lineage: Eukaryota; Metazoa; Chordata; Mammalia; Chiroptera; Vespertilionidae
Source: the annotation of a GenBank genome assembly
AUGGAGCGCCCGCCGCCCGACGGGCCUCUGAACGCGUCGGGGGCUCUGGCUGGAGAGGCGGCGGCGGCGGCGGCGGCGGGCGGGGCGCGCGGCUUCUCCGCCGCCUGGACCGCGGUGCUGGCCGCGCUCAUGGCGCUGCUCAUCGUGGCCACGGUGCUGGGCAACGCGCUGGUCAUGCUCGCCUUCGUGGCCGACUCGAGCCUCCGCACCCAGAACAACUUCUUUCUGCUCAACCUCGCCAUCUCCGACUUUCUCGUGGGAGCCUUCUGCAUCCCGCUGUAUGUGCCCUAUGUGCUGACUGGCCGCUGGCCCUUUGGCAGGGGCCUCUGCAAGCUGUGGCUGGUGGUGGACUACCUACUCUGCGCGUCCUCCGUCUUCAACAUCGUGCUCAUCAGCUAUGACCGGUUCCUGUCGGUCACCCGCGCUGUCUCUUACCGGGCCCAGCAGGGCAACACGCGGCAGGCGGUGUGGAAGAUGGCGCUGGUGUGGGUGCUGGCCUUCCUGCUGUACGGGCCGGCCAUCCUGAGCUGGGAGCACCUGUCGGGCAGUAGCUCCAUCCCCGAGGGCCACUGCUAUGCAGAGUUCUUCUACAACUGGUACUUCCUCAUCACGGCCUCCACGCUCGAGUUCUUCACGCCCUUCCUCAGCGUCACCUUCUUCAACCUCAGCAUCUACCUGAACAUCCAGAAGCGCACCCGUGACCGGCUGGACGGGGUCCGAGAGGCCACUGGCCUGGAGCCCCCACCGGAGGCCCAGCCCUCCCCACCAGCCGCACCUGGCUGCUGGGGCUGCUGGCAGAAGGGGCACAGGGAGGCCAUGCCACUGCACAGGUAUGGCCCCAGGAUGGGCGAGGCGGCCCCUGGCACUGAGGCAGGGGAGGCAGCCCUGGGGGGCAGUGGUGGGGGCACCGCAGACUCGCCCACCUCCAGCUCAGGCAGCUCCUCGCGGGGCACAGAGCGGCCUCGCUCGCUCAAGAGGGGCUCCAAGCCAUCGGCGUCCUCCGCGUCGCUGGAGAAGCGCAUGAAGAUGGUGUCCCAGGGCUUCACCCAGCGCUUCCGGCUGUCCCGGGACAAGAAGGUGGCCAAGUCGCUGGCCAUCAUCGUGAGCAUCUUUGGACUCUGCUGGGCCCCGUACACCCUCCUCAUGAUCAUCCGGGCUGCCUGCCACGGCCACUGCGUCCCCGACUACUGGUAUGAGACGUCCUUCUGGCUACUGUGGGCCAACUCGGCAGUCAACCCAGUCCUCUACCCGCUGUGCCAUUACAGCUUUCGCCGGGCCUUCACCAAGCUGCUGUGCCCCCACAAGCUCAAGGUCCAGCCUCACAGCUCUCUGGAGCACUGCUGGAAGUGA